Phragmites australis (common reed) is the source of this 1633-nucleotide messenger RNA. Its product is annotated as riboflavin biosynthesis protein PYRD, chloroplastic-like. NCBI's taxonomy places the organism in Eukaryota, Viridiplantae, Streptophyta, Magnoliopsida, Poales, Poaceae. Gene Ontology annotation, molecular function: zinc ion binding; diaminohydroxyphosphoribosylaminopyrimidine deaminase activity. Gene Ontology annotation, biological process: riboflavin biosynthetic process. The transcript is spliced from 3 exons. The record is from RefSeq and is a predicted model, not a curated record. Bases 276 to 1430 code for a protein of 384 amino acids.
CUACACUGAAGUCAGGGAUCCGGAUCCAUCUACCAGGAGGAACGAGGAGAACGGAGGCGGAGGCCGUGGGUGGCAUCUCCGCGCCGGCGCCGUCUCGCAGUGCGGUCACACAAAGGCACUGAAGCAGCGCUAGGGCUGGGGAGGGAGAGGGAGGAGAGGAGCCACGGCAACGCCUAGUCCUCGUCUCACGCACACCGACGAGACCGGUCAGGCACGAGUGACUCACACUAUCACAGCCUCCUCGGAUUGGGCUUCCUCUCCUCUACGCGCCGGCCAUGGCCUCCUCGCUCGUCUCGCGCCCCGUCCGCUUCACCUCCAUCGCCUCCCCGUCCCCCGCUCGCCUCGCAAUCGGGGGCGUGCGGUGCCAGGCGCAGGCUGCCACGGGGGCCACGGACGCGCUCUACAUGCGGCGAUGCGUGGAGCUGGCGCGCAAGGCGGCCGGCCACACCAGCCCCAACCCCAUGGUCGGCUGCGUCAUCGUCCGCGACGGACGCGUCGUCGGAGAGGGCUUCCACCCCAAGGCCGGCCAGCCCCACGCCGAGGUAUUUGCCCUGAGAGAUGCAGGUGAUUUAGCUGAGAAUGCAACGGCUUAUGUGAGCUUGGAGCCCUGCAACCAUUAUGGAAGGACCCCUCCCUGUACUGAAGCACUCAUCAAUGCAAAAGUAAAGGAAGUUGUUGUGGGGAUGACCGACCCAAAUCCUAUUGUGGCAUCCAAAGGGAUUGAAAGGCUACAAGGUGCCGGGAUAGAUGUGAGGGUGGGCGUGGAGGAAGCGUUAUGCCGCAGACUAAAUGAGGCUUACAUCCAUCGUAUGCUUACAGGGAAGGCCUUUGCAACUUUGAGAACUACACUCUCGAUGAACGGAAUCGUCAUAAAUCAAAUUGGGAGGGGAGCUAAUCAGUCAGGAGGAUACUACUCCGAGUUGGUGAAAGAAUACGAUGGAGUUAUAAUUUCAAGCCACCUGGCCAAGAUGUCAACCUUGCCUAUAUCACGCGAACCUGAUGCAAAACAACCUCUUUAUAUCAUCAUAGCACAGGGCGAAAGUUCCCGAUUACAUAUCCCCUUUCUCAGUGAAGAGCAUACUUCUAAGGCCAUAGUUCUUGCUGAUAGUCCUGUCACCGUGGAACCAUCAGGAGUUGAAGUUGCUGUCCUUCGUCAGAUAGACUUCGAGUCCAUUCUUCAGCUUCUUGCACAGCGAGGGCUUUGCAGUGUGCUGGUGGAUUUCAGAGAAGUCGGAGAAGGCUUUGCGUCACUUCUGAACGACUUCCAGGAGGAGAAGCUGGUGCAGAAGGUUGUUGUGGAGCUCCUGCCUGUUUGGCUCGUGAGCGAAGGGCUCAGCAACCUGGUGUUUGGUGGCAGUCAAUCGUUUCCGCUGAAGGAUGUGGAGCACAAGGAGGUGAAUGGAAGUGUGCUGCUGGAGGGCUAUGUGUAGCAGCAUUUCUGCAGGAGGAUUGGUGACCUUGUGGCAGUGUUUGUUUGCCCUCCUCUUGUAAACAGAUAGUCAUGUAAGCGUGAAUUGUUCACUGCAACCGUGUGGUUUGUUUUAUAGAGUUGAAUCCAUGCCGUGAAUUAUUUUUGCACUCAGUGUAUAUCAGUAUACCCCAUCUUUUUCUAGUUCUCAGAUUAUCUGGAUGA